This is a messenger RNA of Gymnogyps californianus (California condor), 2204 nucleotides long. RefSeq names its product lysine rich nucleolar protein 1 (gene KNOP1). The transcript has 5 exons. The record is from RefSeq and is a predicted model, not a curated record. Lineage: Eukaryota; Metazoa; Chordata; Aves; Accipitriformes; Cathartidae. Bases 28 to 1899 code for a protein of 623 amino acids.
CGGGCGCUGCACGUGGGCCGCGGCAGAAUGAUAAUAAAGAAAAAGAGAAAAGAAGUUCAUGAGGAACCUGUACAGAAAAAGAAAAAGGUGAAAAGUAGUAGGAGCCAGACUAUCAUUAAAAUGGAGAAACAUGUUCAAGCUGUCAUUAAAACUGAGGAUGAUGACCAGCUGGAGACAAAAAUAAAGGUAAGGAAAAAGGAAAAUUUAAAAGAAGAUGAAUGCUUAGAUCAAUUAGAACUGAAGAAGAAGAAGAAGAAAAACAAGAAAAAGAAAGUUGGCUCUGAAUUACUGAAAGAAGCACAUUCAGAAAGCUUUGUGAAUGUAGGUCAUCUGGAUUCAGAACCUCAAGAGGCAUCAGAGGAAGAAAUUAAAAUUCUCAAAAAGAAGAAAAAAAAAGUCCAAUGUCAUUCCUCCUUAUCAUUGGAGAAUAAUCAGAGUAGUGAUGUGGAGCUUUCAAAUUAUCAUACAGAUGGUACUAAGGAAAAUGAAUUUGCUUUUAAAAAAAGCAGAAAGAAUAGUGCUUUGAAUUUGGAAUUGGAUGGUGAAGUAACUAAGAAAAAAAAGAAGAAAGGCAUUUUUUCUUUUUCAUUAGAGGACAUCCAGGACAGUGAACAUAAAUGGUCUGAAAAAGUUCGUAAAAAGCCACACAGAUACAUUUCACAAGAAAAAGCUUUUACAGGCAAAAACCAUGGAACAGAUAUUAUCCAGAAUGAUGGGGAGAGUUAUAUGAGAAGAAAGAGGAAGAAAAAGAAAGAUAGGUCCGACUUCUUUUUACCACUAGCAGAUAAUCAGGACAACAUCUAUGGAGUUCCUGAUAGCCCCAUUGCAUUCAGUGACUUCAGAAAAAGGCAAAGAAAGAAUUCCCAGGAAAUUACAUUGACAAAUAGAGAGGAAGAGGACACUACUGAGAACUCUGGAAGUAUCAGAGAGACCAAGAGGAAGAAGAAGAGAAGCAAAGAUGUUUCUUCCUUAACAUGUGAAGAUAAUCAAGACUACAGUCACAGAGUUCCUGAUAAGCCUCUCCCAGCACAGCAAGACGUUGAGUCUGAGGAAGAAGAGCUUUCUGGAAAAAAAACGAGGAAGAAUAUCAAGGAUAAUAAUGAAGUCAUCAAGAAGAAAAAGAAAAAGAAGAUUCAGAAAGAGGAGGAGGAAACAAUAUAUUCAAAAGUUUCUUUAAACAAUGACAGUGCAUCUAAAAGCCAAAAAAUAACACGACUAGAAAGCAAUAAAAAGAACAAAGAGAGUGAAAUGAAGCGAGCUGAAUGUGUCACAGGGGACGUUGUAGAUAGGGUAUUAUGCAAUAGUAAUCAUAUGCUCUGUGACAGAAAAAGGAAAAAAAGAAAAAAAGCGGUACUACAGGACUUUGCUGAAGAACCAGGUUCAAAAGCAAAUACAACAAAGAAAAAGAUCAAAAGAGAAGACAUGGGAAAUGAGGCACUGGAAUAUGUGGAUGAUGUAACUAUUGUGCAGGAAAAAAAAGGAAACUGUGAUGAAGUUAACAUAGACAAGGUGAGACGGCAGGCUCUGCAAGAAGAAAUCGAUAGAGAAUCUGGCAAAACUAAGGUUUUCAGUCCCAAAGUAGAACGGGAUACAAAGUUCGGCCAGUGGAGUACAGCUGGUUUUCAAAGUUCUGAGGAAGAAAUGAAGUUUUUUAGACUGAUGGGUGGCUUUAAGAAGGGCUCUGUGCCUAUCCAAAAUCUCUCAGCAACCACAAACAAACCGAACAUGGCUCUGAACAGGGAAGGGCAGGAGAAGUUACAGCAGGCUCUGAAGAUGGAGUUCGAUAAAGCAAUGGACUUGAAGCAACAUAGAGGAAUUGGUCUUGGAUUUCAACCUGCUGCCAAUAAAAAAGUAUACAUAGACAAAUAUACAUCUAGAUCUAUAAAAUUUGAAGAUUAAAACUCUGAAGUAAUAAAAGGAAUGAAAAUUCAACAGGCAAAUUUCUUUUUACUUCUGACAUCUUUUUACUUGAAAUAAAAUACAAAAUGUUUAAGAAAUUUGAUUUAUGAGGCACUUUUAGUACAAGUUUUCAACUGCAUACGCCAGAUUAUGUGGAGCUGGGUCCUCACUUCAGCUAAACAGUAAGUUUUUGGAACCUUUACAAUGUUUUGUACAAGGCAAGAGACAGCCUCCUUCAAAGACUGAAGAUACAUGGGCAAUGCCUGCAACAAGUUGAAACUUAAAUUUUUUUAAAAUGCUGAUUU